Soboliphyme baturini is the source of this 2084-nucleotide messenger RNA. Lineage: Eukaryota; Metazoa; Nematoda; Enoplea; Dioctophymatida; Soboliphymatidae. The record is from the annotation of a GenBank genome assembly.
AUGCAAUUCUUCAUGGACAGGCGCUUUCAAAGCAUGGUUGUAAUUGCAGGUGUUGACAACUGUCAAACGGGAAAGAAGGAAUGUGAUCCAAACGCCAGCUGUAUCAAUUUGAGUACCGUAAUCAACGAAUGUGACAUAAAAUGGAUGAACGACUGCUCUCCCUUCGCUACGUGUGUAGAUACCGAAGAAGGCCAUUACUGUCAGUGCCAAAGCGACUACAUCGACGUAUCCUCACGGUACAACAUGAAGCCGGGUAGAAAGUGUGUCACCUCAACGAACGAAUGCGCCGAUGCACGAGACAAUUCCUGUGACCCAGAGGCGCACUGCAUAGACACACCGGAAGCGUACAUCUGUACGUGUCCAGAAGGUUAUCGGGAUGUGUCAAGCAACGCAAAUCUGCCUCCUGGUCGAGUGUGCACCCUACAGACCGUCUGCCCCGCGCAGCCAACCGACCUCAUAUUUUUGAUCGACGGAUCAGGAAGCAUCGGAUCUGAGGUGUUCAAGACGAUCAUUCUGAAGUUCAUUCAAGAGUUUAUAACGCUCUUUAACGUGUCCUCUGAUCAGACCAGAAUUGGCGUCAUUCAGUACAGUGACGAAAUUCAAUCCGAAUUCUAUUUGUACAGCUACAACACCCCGGACGCAGUUCGCCACGCCAUUAGUAUGAUCAAUAGCGAACACGGUUCACGACCGUCCAACAAAAGCAUCAGUCGAGUUGCGAUCGUCAUCACGGACGGUCGGGCUCAGGACAACGUGCUUGCACCUGCAAAUGAGGCUCGCAGCCACGGCAUAUCACUGUUUUCCGUGGGAGUCACUGGCCACGUACUCGAAUCGGAGUUGGAACAGAUCGCUGGUAGCAAAGACCGUUACGUGGUGGUCGGGAGGUUUGCUGACCUUAACACCAGGCUACGGGCGCUGAUCCAAAAAGAGAUAUGCAAGGAGGAGGCCCCUCCGAAGGAAAAGGUUUUGACUUGCAGCACUAGCCAGACAGACCAAGAAAAUCCCUGUGAUCGAUCGAGGAACGAGGUGUGCAUUAAUGGCGCCUGUGGUUGUGGUCCAGGAUUUUGCUUCGACAACAUCACCGGAGAAUGUGGUAGGCUGACAGCAAACAAUAUACAUGUGCAAAUUAUAGUGCCGUUCUCAACCGGUCGUACAUGUGACAAAGGUUUCGAAGAGAACCCUGAAACCAACAGAUGCGAACUGGCCGGCAGCUUCUGCAAGCCCGCAUGCGAUCAAAGGAAAAAGGAAAAAUGCCUGCCGGAUGUAAAAAACAAAGGAAACCUGAAAUGUCAAUGUCCAAAGAACUUUGUUCGCGAUCCCGUCACUCAGAUAUGUACCAUCGACGAAUGUGCGUACCAAAUCCACAACUGCUCCCAAUUCGCCACGUGCACUGACACCUUCGACGGGUUUCUGUGCACCUGCUGGGAAAACUACAUCGACCGAAGCGAAGACCCGGUCAACCUGCCUGGCAGAGUGUGUGUACAAAAACGUAAGUCGGUCGCCUGUAGACAGGCAUUCGGUUUGGCAAGUGCACCACAGAUAUUGCACAACGCAUUUUCAGGUAUAAACCCAUGCGAAGAGAGCAACCGAACCUGCUCUCCGGACGCCGACUGCUAUCCGACGGCGAUGGGCGGCUACAUCUGUGCCUGCAGGGAGGGAUUCUUGGACAUGUCGCCAAACGUACAGCAAGCGCCAGGGCAGAUCUGUCAGCCAAAGAUCAAUGAAUGCGAAUCACAUCUGGACGAUUGUUCUAAAAAUGCCGAUUGCACCGACACCGACACCGGGUAUAUCUGCCGCUGCAAAGCCGGCUACAAAGAUCUGAUGGCCAAUCAACUUCCCGGAAGGAAAUGCGUCAUGGGUAAGUCAACAACGAAAAUAUUGGUUAGUUCUUAUCAGUGGCAGACCGGAAGCAUAUGCACUCCUAAAUUGACAAAGUGUAUCCAACUAAAAUAUUCAUUCCGGAUGAAUGAUAUUUCUUUGACUUUUAAUUUUCCUAGCGAUAAGUUGUUGCCACCGUCGUCUGAGAUUAACCGGGCUCACACUGACCCGGCUCAGGUUGUGUUUACUGACGACUUUAGGCUUUGACU